Messenger RNA from Pistacia vera, 1035 nucleotides. RefSeq names its product integrin-linked protein kinase 1-like. The coding region runs from base 309 to 872 and encodes 187 amino acids. Gene Ontology annotation, cellular component: cytoplasm; nucleus. Gene Ontology annotation, molecular function: protein binding; ATP binding. The record is from RefSeq and is a predicted model, not a curated record. The transcript is spliced from 5 exons. NCBI's taxonomy places the organism in Eukaryota, Viridiplantae, Streptophyta, Magnoliopsida, Sapindales, Anacardiaceae.
UAGGUCAGAGGAAAACUCGUCUUUUCUCUCCUUCGUUUUUUCAGGAACCAUACAGCAAAUUAACCCUAAUCAUAAUGUUUGUUGAUCGGAGAAACCGAGAUAAUGAUAGUUAUCUCAUCAUUUUUCCAACUUUCAGAGAAAUAAGACAAAAUUGGCUUCGUGGACUCCGAGCUCGAUGAAGACGUGUUUGGUUUAUUCACCUUUAUUAACUGUCACUGCUUUAAUGGCAAAGUUUCAGCUUUUGAUUAACUCCAACGACAUUGAGUAUUGCUUUUACCAUUCGAAAUCAAGAUUUCGGUUAUUGGAUUAUGGAAGAAUUCAGACCUCCAUCACCGCCUUCAAAGAGGAUGCAGCCGCAAAUGCUUGACUCCGAAGGUCCAUAUCGGCUGCUUUAUUGUUCAAGUAAGGGAGAUAGAGCAGGGGUGUUACAGGAGUUAGAGAAAGGGGUUGAACCCAAUCUAGCCGACUAUGACAAGAGAACAGCUCUUCAUUUAGCAUCAAGUGAAGGACGGGCUGAAAUUGUUCUUUUACUUCUUGAGACAGGAGCAGAUGUCAACUCUUUAGAUCGCUGGGGUCGCACUCCACUGUCAGAUGCCCACAGCUUUGGUCACGAGGUGAUUUGCAAGAUACUGGAAGCUAAAGGUGGAAUAGAUCCGGUGGGGCUUGACUCCCAGACUCCUUGCUAUGAAAUUCAUCACACUGAAGUGGACAUGGAUGAAGCGAUACUUAUUGGACAAGUAAUUUCUUAUUUUAAUUUCUAUCGCAGAUAUCAAGGAGCAUAUGGUGAAGUUUAUCUAGUCAAGUGGCGUGGCACAGAAGUUGCUGCAAAAACUAUUCGGUCUUCCAUUGCAUCAAACUCAAGGGUGAGGUGAGUUUCAUUUUUAUAAUAAUUUAACGAAUUCCUUUACUUCCUCUACUUCUCACUCUCUCCUUGUCUCUUUCUAACUUUCUUUUCUGUGUAAUACAUGCCGCUUUUUUUGUUUUUUUCUAUUAAACCUUCUCAGCUGCUCUUCUGAUUAAAAUCCAGCUGGUGGA